Molecule: messenger RNA, 1256 nt
Organism: Suillus plorans
Lineage: Eukaryota; Fungi; Basidiomycota; Agaricomycetes; Boletales; Suillaceae
Product: GWT1-domain-containing protein
Exons: 12
Coding region: 1-1224 (407 amino acids)
Biological process (GO): protein localization to plasma membrane; GPI anchor biosynthetic process
Cellular component (GO): membrane; endoplasmic reticulum
Molecular function (GO): glucosaminyl-phosphatidylinositol O-acyltransferase activity
Source: RefSeq, a predicted model, not a curated record
AUGAUUGACUACAAGGCCUCGAACUUGGGGAAUGUUGUUUCUGGAAUGAGUACUGGCUCGACGGUAUUCCAUGUCAAUAUGACAAGCGGCGUUGCAUUGUCCUCGAUCGCCCUUCAUUCAGCACUGCGUUCGCCUGUUCAAGCAUUUCGAUCUGCAUAUUUCUUGGCAGAGUUUAUAAUACUUGCCAUGUCGCUUUUAUCAUCUAUGAUUUUAUUCGCGGAAGCUCCUGGCGCACCAUCUCUUCUACUACUCGUACCAAUGUUUGUUUUGCUCUUUCUCCCUCUUAUUGGAAGAGGCACGCAUUCACCGGCUGAAAAUUGGGAUGAACUAGCUUUGCCAAAUGGAAGAAGUCGAGCAGACACUCCACUGACGCACUCACCUCAAUCCCUCAGAUCCUUACCUGCUGACUACCCGUUGUUUCCCCGUAUUCUAGCAAAAUGUGAGACAUGUGGUGUUUCUCUGAUGGAUAUCGGCGUCGGCUCCUUUGUGUUCUCUCAAGGCGUGGUGUCUGCGAUUCCAACCAUUAAAGACAUAUCCUACCUCCAGGCUCCGAUCCUUCCUAAACUGAAGUCCGUCUCCCGUAAGAUGAUACCCAUCAUUGUGUUAGGUAUUCUUCGUGUCGUGCUCGUGAAAGACACUGAAUAUCCUGAACAUGUGACAGAGUACGGUGUACACCGGAACUUCUUCCUCGCGCUUGCGCUUUUGCCUAUCAUCGAGGUCUUGUUGCAUCCCAUGAUCUUGCAGGGCUUGCUCUCCUUAUUGGAUAUAACUCACUACUCGUGCUAUGUUUCGAUCCACAUACUCGGUCUGUCCUCAGGAACUGCCAUACUUCCUCCCUCCCCUUCGAAUGCAAAGAUCAUCACUGAGUUACUGUUGUAUUCAGUUGUUUGUUGGACGCUUCUGGCUUUCGUAAGGCUUGGAUUUGAAGUUUCGAGAAGGAUGGCAAAUAUCUCAUAUGUCCUUUGGGUUGCAGCUUACAACACCUCUUUCAUCCUUGGCUACAUAUUACUCGACAUGGUCAUACGAGAUCCAACUGAUCCUUCAGGCGAAUGGCUCCUCAUCGAGGAAAAGGGGCCGAAAAGCAGCGCGCCCGCGCUGUUGGAGGCUAUCAAUAGAAAUGGAUUAAUGUUAUUCUUGCUGGCGAUGUGUUCAUUGUGCGCAUACUCUAUGGGCAUGUGCGUAUUUGCAUGGCUUUGUAGAAGGAAACAGUUAUGGAAGAUGUGAGUCGGAGUGCGAUCAAGGUACAGUGGUAUGUG